AUGGAACUGAUGCAAACUGAACAGGAAGAGAAGGAAGAGUUGGCGUGGAAGAUGGAAAUGAAGAUGGGAACGGAACGGCAUCGUUGGAAUUACAGCCGUCAGCAUCAGGAACUAAAAAGUCUUGUUAACAGUUUCAAAGUUUGCUUUUUGAUCUUGUUUUUCGUUGUGGGCAUCCAAAUUAGUGCGCAGGGUCGCUUGCUGAGUUCAGUCCCGAAACCUGACAGAAACGAUGUAGCUGCUUAUGCUUGUUGGCUAGUCUCACAAAAUUCGUGGGGGGUAUUAAAUACUAUAUCCAAUAAGUUGGAAGGAGCACCCUUUGGGAAUGUUGUUUCAUUUAGUGAUGGACUACCUAAUGAAGGUAGUGUUAUCCCAUAUUUCUAUUUGACAACUCUUGAUCCUACUGCCAGUAAUGCAUUGAAAGACCAGAGGUCUUCACUGACAGUUAGUGAGUACCCUCUUGGAACUUGUGGCAAGAGAGACCCUGAAAAUCCUGUUUGUGCAAAAAUUACGCUCACGGGAAAGGUUUGUGGUUAA
This is a messenger RNA of Mangifera indica (mango), 534 nucleotides long. RefSeq names its product protein CREG1-like. The coding region runs from base 1 to 534 and encodes 177 amino acids. The record is from RefSeq and is a predicted model, not a curated record. The transcript is spliced from 4 exons. NCBI's taxonomy places the organism in Eukaryota, Viridiplantae, Streptophyta, Magnoliopsida, Sapindales, Anacardiaceae.